CGGCCGGUUCCCAAGGGCCCAUUGUUUCAAAAGCUAUCGGAGCAAAGAUAUACCUGCUGAACAAGUACGCAUACAGGCAGCUGUAAAUCUACGGACGCUUUAUCACACCAUUAAAAAUGCGCUCUCUUCCAUGAUCCAACUGCUAACGAAGACAGCAUACCUAGGAUAUGGCGCGUCCGCUGCUGAGCGUGCAGUCGGUGAUCCGCUCGCGCUGGUCCAUCCUAAUGUGCAGCUGUGUCAUCUACUUUGCGCAGGACUUCUUCCACGACGUUCCCUCGGUGAUUGUGCGCCGGCUGACCGGUAGUUCGCCAGCCUGCCGUAACCACACCGACCACUGCCUGCAUUUAAGCGACAGCAUGUACAACUCCCUGUAUACAGCUCAUACCUGGGCCUCCGCCGUGUCGGCCUUCAUCACUGCUAUCCUUAUGGGACGCUACGGAGGGGGUGUUAUCCUGUGGGCCUCCAACGUUCUCAUGAUGGCCGGAUCGGCCAUGUUCCUCGUUGGGAGCUACGGAUUAACCUCUACUGCUUAUCCUCUCUUACUGUUUGGUCGAGCGAUUUUUGGUCUGGGUCAAGGCGCCUCUAUUACAUCCGCCGGCAACUUGGUGUCGGCAUGGUUCGUCUACCACGAGCUGGGCUUGUCAUCGGCGAUUACCACGCUAGCGUCUCGACUAGGCAGUGCCACAAAUUACCUUUUAGUUGGUGGCGUGCUGGACAGCAUCGGUAUGAGCGGCUGCUUGUGGAUCGCGUUAAUAUUAACGGUGUUCAGUUGGGUGGCGUCUAUUAUCAUGGGCCGCAUCGACGACCAGUACAAUCUGGAUAAGCAGACGGAAACCAAACAGCAUUUACGGCGCAUGUGGAAGAUUUUGCGUAGUUUUGGCGGACUGUACUGGUCGUUCUUGGUGGUGUAUUUCCUGCUGCAUGGGAUUGUUGGUGCCUUCACUGCCAAUUCCUCCAAAAUGUUCUACGUGCAAAAGCAUUUGAGCGAAACGGAAGCCAGCUACGCCGUCAGCCUGGUGCACAUCCUGGGCAUCCUCGUUUUACCGGUGGGCUACCUGGACGACCGUUUCGGGCAGCGGCAGCGCUGGAUCACUGCCGGCACCUUCCUGGCCUUCUUCGCCUUCCUCAUCUACACCGUGUUCGGCGGUAUCUCCGCUGCCUUUUUAACGUCCACCCUGGGCAUCGCCUACGCCCUCUUCGACCCCACCGCCUCCUCGGCCGGGACCCUCCUGUCCCCGCAGGACACCGGCGGCAUCGCCAACGGCGUCAGCAAGUUCUUCCGCUACAUCUGCGUCGGUCUGCUGACCACCGGCGCCGGUCUGCUGGUGGACCGCGGCGACUCCAUGUCGGAGUGGGUGUGGGCCAAGUUUCUCAUCCUCCUCAGUGGGUUGUCGGCCGUGGCGGUGGUGGCCAGUGUCUGCAUGCUGGUAUUUCAUGUGAACCAUCCGAAGCGGCCGUUAGCGCCUAGUCGGAGGGAGUUGCGGUUGCAGCGGCAGAUGGAGAUGGCGGGUGCGGCUCCCGAGGAAGAGGAGAAGCCGGUGCUAAGUUAUGGACCGACGGAAGCCGAGUCUCUCUUGGGCACUGACAAUGACGAGUAAUUUUGAAUACAAUACUUUUUUGUACGCAUUAGUUAGUCUCAUUAUGUUUUACUUUUUCUGGAAUUUUCUGCUGUUUUUGAAAAUUACUAGAAUUUUUUUGUUAACAGCGGGUCGUCGAUAAGGCAACGGCUGAGAGUUUAUUAAUAAUAUUAUAUUAAGCAAA
Molecule: messenger RNA, 1761 nt
Organism: Paramacrobiotus metropolitanus
Lineage: Eukaryota; Metazoa; Tardigrada; Eutardigrada; Parachela; Macrobiotidae
Product: major facilitator superfamily domain-containing protein 1-like
Exons: 5
Coding region: 168-1598 (476 amino acids)
Biological process (GO): transmembrane transport
Molecular function (GO): transmembrane transporter activity
Source: RefSeq, a predicted model, not a curated record